This is a messenger RNA of Oncorhynchus masou masou (cherry salmon), 2433 nucleotides long. RefSeq names its product zinc finger protein 135-like. The transcript has 4 exons. Gene Ontology annotation, cellular component: nucleus. Lineage: Eukaryota; Metazoa; Chordata; Actinopteri; Salmoniformes; Salmonidae. The record is from RefSeq and is a predicted model, not a curated record. The coding region runs from base 1 to 2433 and encodes 810 amino acids. Gene Ontology annotation, biological process: regulation of transcription by RNA polymerase II; urogenital system development; embryo development. Gene Ontology annotation, molecular function: RNA polymerase II transcription regulatory region sequence-specific DNA binding; DNA-binding transcription factor activity, RNA polymerase II-specific.
AUGAGUUCACUAAGCUACUCUCCUGCUAAAGAAGAGGCGGUCUGCUGGACGGAGAAAGAGGGACUGUGGCUGAACGUUGUCGUGAAAGAGGAGAAAGAAGAAGAGGCUGUUACAAUACAAAAACAAGUGGAGGGUGAGGCUGUUACAGUUAAAGAAGAGGAAGACGCAUUCAGAGUGAAAGAGGAGGAUGUUCCAGUAAAAGCAGAGGAGGAAGAGGAUGCAGUUUUUGGAGUGAAAGAGGAGGAGUGGGAGAUGACUGUAACAUCGAAAAAGGAAGAGGAGGGAGAAGAGGAGGAACCUGGAUAUCUGGGCCCGGUUUCCCAAACGCAUCUUAAGGCAUCCAAUGGUAACGAAGAAUUUAGCCAUAAAAUGGUUUUGGGAAACCGUGCCCUGAUUAACACUAGAGGGAGACAUGACGAUCGUGGAUCCUCUGGGGAGCCUCAACAACAUCAUGAAGCUGAAGAGGAGAGUUUUUCCGCAUCAGAACAUCUCAAGAAACAGAAGCGGAAACGCACAGGGAAGAAAUCUCACCGCUGCUCUGACUGUGGGAAGAGAUUCACCUCUUCAGCAGACCUCAAAAGACAUCAGAGAAUCCAUACAGGAGAGAAACCUUAUAGCUGUGAUCAAUGUGGGAAGAGAUUUACUGAUCUAAGCAGCCUGAAAAGACACCAGAGAAUUCACACUGGAGAGAAACCUUAUAGCUGCACUGACUGUGGGAAGAGUUUUAAUGUUCCAAGCAGCCUGAAAACGCACCAAAGAAUUCACACGGGAGAGAAACCUUAUAGCUGUGAUCAAUGUGGGAAGAGUUUUGUUUCAUCUAGCCAGCUGACUGUACACCAGAGAACACACACAGGAGAGAAAUGUUAUAGCUGUGAUCAAUGUGGGAAGAGUUUUGUUUCAUCUAGCCAGCUGACUGCACACCAGAAAACACACACAGGAGAGAAAUCGUAUAGCUGUGAUCAAUGUGGGAAGAGAUACUCUGGUAAAAGAUCUCUGAUUAGACAUCAGAAAAUACAUGAAGGAGUUGUUCCACUAACAUCUCUGACCAUGAGUUCACUAAGCUACUCUCCUCCUGUUAAAGAAGAGGUCUGCUGGACGGAGAAAGAAGGUCUUGUGAAAGAGGAGGAGGAAGAGGAGGAUGUUACAAUACAAAAACAAGUAGAGGGUGAGACUGUUACAGUGAAAGAAGAAGAGAAAGACGUUUCCGUUAAAGAAGAGGAAGACGCGUUCAGAGUGAAAGAGGAAGUUACAGUAAAAGAAGAGGAGGAAGAGAAAGAGGAGGAUGCCGUGUUUGGAGUGAAUGAAGGAGAGAUGACUGUCACACAGAAAAAGGAGGAAGCAGAGGAGGAAACUGCAUAUCUGGGCCCGGUUUCCCUAACGCAUCUUAUUAAGGUGUCCGAUGGUUGUAAUGAUGAACUUAGCUGUAAAAUGGUUUUGAGAAACCGUUCCUCGAUUUACACUAAAGAGAGACAAGACUACCGUGGGUCCUCUGGGGAGCCCCAAUUACAUCAUGAAGCUGACGAGGCAGAGACGAGUCUCUCCACUUCAGAACAUCUCAAAUUCCAGCAGAGACCCACAGGAAUGAAACCUCACCACUGCUCUGUCUGCGGGAAUAGUUACGCAAGAUCAGAUUCACUAAAAGCACACCAGAGAAUUCACACGGGAGAGAAACCUUACAGCUGUUCUCAAUGUGGGAAGAGUUUUACUACAUCUAGCCGCCUGACUAUACACCAGAGAACACACACAGGAGAGAAACCUUUCCACUGCACUGACUGUGGGAAGAGUUACUCAAGAUCAGAGUCACUAAAAGCACACCAGAGAAUUCACACUGGAGAGAAACCUUAUAGCUGUUAUCAAUGUGGGAAGAGUUUUACUACAUUGUGCAAGCUGAAUAUACACCAGAGAACACACAUGGGAGAGAAAUCUUUCCACUGCACAGACUGUGGGAAGCGUUUUCUGAUAUCAGGACAUUUAAAAUCACACCAGAGAAUACACACAGGAGAGAAGCCUUAUAGCUGUGAUCAAUGUGGGAAGAAUUUUAGUCACUUAAGCAGCCUGAUAGUUCACCAGAGAACACACACAGGAGAGAAACCUUAUAGCUGUGAUCAAUGUGGGAAGAGUUUUACUCAGUCUAGUCAGCUGACUAGGCACCGGAGAACACACACAGGAGAGAAAUAUUUUAGCUGUGAUCAAUGUGGGAAGACUUUUACUGAGCCUGGUAACUUGACUAAGCAUCAGAGAACACACACAGGAGAUAAACCAUAUAGCUGUGAUCAAUGUGGGAAGAGAUUUACUGAGUCUGGUAACUUGACUAAGCACCAGAGAAGACACACAGGAGAGAAGUCACAUAGUUGUGAUCAAUGUGACAAGAGAUACUCUGAUAAUCGAUCUCUUAUUAAACAUCAGAAAAUACAUGAAGGAGUUGUUUCAUGA